CGUUAGCUUGUUAGCCCUUUUGACCAGUUAGCUAGUUGAUGCUUUGCUGCUUUUUCUGUUGGCUGAUCGACUUGCUAGCGCAUUUGGAUGUUCUUUUAGCUACCAGCUUUCAACGUAUUUGUGUCAUUGUUAACUAGUUAACUGGUUAUUUUGUAAUUUAGUUAAAUGCUUAGGUUGUUUCUAUGUCACCUUGAUCUGAUAGACUGCUUAGCUAGGUGUUUAGUUGCCUGCUUAGCUGGUUAAUUCAUUUAUACAUCACUUUUUUUUUUUUUUUAGCUGGUAAACUACUUACCCAGGUGGCAGGUAAACCGGUUAGCGUGUUAAGUGCUUGAGCAAUUUUCUGCUUGGCUUGAUAAUUUCUGAGUUUAUUAGCUUGACAGCUGAUUAACAGGUUGGUUGGCCAAGUUAGCCGCGUGGCUUACUUAUCGAAUAGCUAGUUGGCUAGUUGAUUUCUCAUUAGUUGGCUUUUUUUGUAUGCUAGCCAUCCAGUCGACGGGUUAGCUCAUGAUUCAGUUAUCGCUUUGUCCGUUAGCUGAUUGACUUGUUAGCUAAUUUGUAGUGUGGGAAAUUAGCUGACUGUACUGAUUUGUUAGCUGGAUGUCUGAAUAGGCUGUCAAUUGGUGAACUAGUUAGCUGCUCGAUGGCUGUCUUGUUUGCUGCUUGUUCUGUUAGCUGAUCGACUUGCUAGCGCAUUUGUAUGUUCUUUUAACUGACUGGCAUUCGAUGUAUUUGUCUCUCUGUUAACUAGUUAACUGGUUAUUUUGUAAUUUAGUUACAGUAGAUGCCUAGGUUGUUUGUAGGUCGCCUUGAUCUGAUAGCCUGUUUAGCUCGGUGGUUAUUUGCCUGCUUAGCUGGUUAAUUCAUUUAUACAUCACUUUUUUUUUUUUAGCUGGUAAACUACUUACCCAGGUGGCAGGUAAACUGGUUAGCGUGUUAACUGCUUGAGCAAUUUUCUGCUUGGCUUGAUAAUUUCUGAGUUUAUUAGCUUGACAGCUGAUUAACAGGUUGGUUGGCCAAGUUAGCCGCGUGGCUUACUUAUCGAAUAGCUAGUUGACCAGAUUUCUCGUUAGUUGGCUAUUUUGUAUGCUAGCCAACCAGUCGACGAGUUAGCUCAUGUUUCAGUUAUCGCUUUGCCCGUUAGCUGAUUGACUUGUUAGCUAAUUUGUAGUGUGGGAAAUUAGCUGUUAUCAAUUUGACGACGAAGAAGCUGACACAGCAGUCAGACCCAGAGACGACGACAUGCCUCAUGUUGGAAAUAUCGACUGACUCUCCUCAUCCUCUCCACCAAGCUGACGGCUGCCGGCGAGCAUCCGGGAGGCGAGCGCCGCCGCCGCCUCCUUCUCCUCCUCUUCCUCCAGCGGCCCAAAGUUGCGCGUUUGAGCGCCGUGAAGAUGAGCAGAAGCGCGCCACCCGCAGAUCUCCAGAAGCUCUCCUAAGCUGGCGUCAAAUCACACUUUUGGGCCUUGAAGGAACAAAGCAUCCUCUAUGAGAGCGCUCCUUCCUCCUCCCACUCCUCCUCUGCAUCCUCCCGGCAGCGCCGCCGUGGCCGCGGGCCGCCGCCGCCGCCGCCAGCGUCCUUCCGGCGUGUGACUCUCCUUUCCCGGUCGGCUUGGAGGGUCUGCCGCCGCGGGGGGCAGUCCGCGACCGCCGUGCAAGACGCCGCGCGCCGUGCUCCGCGUGAAGAAUGCCCAGCAGCCGCGCUUGGCCAAGCCGGCCCACCAGGGCCCGGCGGCGGGCGGGGGGGUCGGCGGCGGCGCCGUCUACAUGGAGCGCUCGCAGAGCCGCAUCAGUCUGUCGGCGUCCUUCGAGGCGCUCGCCAUCUACUUCCCUUGCAUGAACUCCUUCGACGAGGACGACGGAGUGGACACGGAGGGCCGCAAGCUGAAAGGCGCCAUCCAGAGGAGCACGGAGACCGGCCUCGCCGUGGAGAUGCCGAGUCGGCCGCCGCGCCAGGCCAGCCACGAGUCCAUCGAGGACAGCAUGAACAGUUACGGCUCGGAGGGCAACCUGAACUACAGCGGCAUGUGCCUGGCCUCCGACGCUCAGUUCAGCGACUUCCUGGACGGGAUGGGACCGGCCCAAUUUGUCGGCCGGCAGACGCUGGCCAUGACGUCCAUGGGUGACGUGGAGAUCGGCCUGAUGGAGAGGAACGGAGGUCUGGAGGUGGAGGUGGUCCAGGCCAGAGGACUCACCGUGAGAGCCGGAUCCAAGGGGCCCCCCGCGGCCUACAUCAAAGUCUACCUGCUGGAGAACGGGACCUGCGUGGCCAAAAAGAAAACCAAGUCAGCCAGGAAGUCUCUGGACCCUCUUUACAACCAAGUCCUGGUCUUCUCCGAGAGCCCUCAGGGGAAGGUGCUGCAGCUGAUCGUUUGGGGCAACUACGGGCGCAUGGAGCGCAAGCGCUUCAUGGGCGUGGCCCGCAUCCUCUUGGAGGAGCUGGACCUGAGCAGCGCGGUGAUCGGCUGGUACAAGCUCUUCCCUACCUCGUCCACGGUGGAGCCCACCGGCGCGCCCCUCGUGCGCCACCCGUCGCAGAUGUCCCUGGAGAGCGCCGUGGGGCCCUGCUGCGAGCGCACCUGAGGCCCACGCCUUCGGGGCGGCGCACUUUGGACUCGCUCGAGGUUGGCGUCCUCUCUUUCGGGACCAGUCUGAGGAGGACGUCCCCCCGCCCUCCCUCUUCUCGCCACCCCGUUUGGACCAACUCCACGCUGCAGGUUCAGCAUCCGUCAAACUCGCUCCCACGUCGUCGUCUUCUUCCACAAUAUCGUCGACGUCUUUGUCUCAUUGCGCAACGGUUCUCAAAUAUUUUUGGUCCAGGGGAGGAAUUCUUCCAGCAACCCCCCCAGCCCCACCCCCCCACCCCAUCUCCCUCAAUAUCCUCACACCAGUUAUAUGUAACUACCAUCUUUACCCCUCAAUCCAAAAUAGAAAUUCUAAAGUUGUUUGUUUUCGAGAAGAAAGUCGUUAUGAUACAAUAACAAAUUCAUCUUUUAGGAGGAAAAAGUGAAAAAAAAUGGACGAAACCAACAUUAAAAAUGACAAAAGACGGCACAUAGACAAAGGUAAAAGACUAAUUUAUAAAACUAAAGACAAUGACUAAAUUAAAAUGCACAAAUACAAAAAGCUCUUUCACAAAGGUCAUGAAACACAUUUACAAAACUAACAAAUCUAAUUUCUACCUUUUUUCAAAAUUAAAAAUUUAUAAAAUGAUAUCUAAAUGCUUCGGAAAUUUUAAAAAAUUACAAUUGGACCAUAUCCGUACUAGAAUUAUUUUUAUUACCAUAUAAUGUAAUUUUAAAACCUAUUUUAGAGAGGAAUUUGUGGUUUAACAUGGGAAUUUUUUUUCACUUUUACUCCUCCGAAAAUGGGAAUAUAUCAAUGUGUGUGCGUGUGUAAGUAUGUGUAUCUAUCUAUAUAUAUACAUACAUACAUACAUACAUACAUACAUAAGAAACUUACAAAAGUCAAAAGGAAUGUACAAAUGCAAAAAAAAUUAAUUGCCAAAGAAGAAAAAUAAUAAUUUACAUAAACUAAUCUACUAUACCAAGAAAAAUCCACUUAUUAAGCAAAAAAAUGAAAAACAUUGGGUAAAAAAAAAAAUUCCCAAGAUGAUUUUUAAAAAUAGGAAUAAUUUAAGAAAAGUUACUGACGGAACAAAAAUGUCAAAAAGUAGACUAAAAACAACUUGAUAAAAUUAAAAAGUGGACAAAAGUACACAUACAUUUGACUGUAUACAGUAGCUAGUAAACUUACAGAAGUCAAAAAUGAAUUUACACAAGUAAAAAUGAAAAUUCACCAAAUUAAGACAAAGUCAAAACUCAUUUUAAAAAAGUACCAAAAUAAAUGGCAAAUAAAAGAAAAAUUAAAAUAAAAGAUUGAACUAUAUAAUCAAAUUUCCAAAAGUAAAAACAAAGGGAAGAAAUUAAGAUUUUUUUUAAAUUAAUUUACAAAACCCGAGUGUAUAAAAAAAUAUAUUCGCUAAGGUAUGAAAAUAUAAGCAAACCUACCCCCCAAAAAAUGAAUGUACAAAAUAAAAAAAAAAACACCAACUUGACGAAAGUAAGACAUAUUUGCCAAAGAGAAAAAUAAAAAAAAAAAACAAUAUGACGAUUUACAAUGUAAAAUCCGCAUUUACAAAAGUUAAAAUGUUCAUUUGGAGCUAACGUUAAGUGUACUCGUGACAUCGACGGCGUAAAAUGUGCUCUCGAAUAUUCUGUCCAGUCGUGUGGUUUGUUUUUGUUUGUUUGACUAGAAAGCUUGUCAGAAAGUCUUGUAGCGUAUUUGUACACUUCAUCGACUUAUUUUUUUUUUUUAUUUGGCUAACUGCUACCGUCGCUAACGUGCCAACUUUGACCAGCAAGUGUCUUUCUUCAUUUCAUCGCAACGUAGCGUCACGUAAGGCCGCCCACGCGGCUCGGAACAUUUCGUCAGUUAGUCGUUAGCUUCACGUUAGCGUGAUGAGAGGAUUUCAUUUCGGGCACUUUAAGAUUCUUCACGUGGUGUAAAUAUUUACGAUUGUGCGCCAAAGGUUUUAGCCGGGGGACAUGGGAAUGCUAGCUUGUAGCGUUAGCCGCUAGCAUCUGCAUGCAGUCUAAUGCGCAGUUAGCACGGCGAGGCUAAACUAAAGGACAAAACAUAAUGUAGCAUAUUUGUUAGCGACACUUUAUUUGUCAUCCUCUUUAUGUGAUUCAAACUAGUAAAAGUUUGUAAUCCCUCCAAGGAUGAGGUUUUAAAGAUUUUAUUAUGAUUAAUUUUUGAAUAUUUCCGGACAGAUCUUCAGUUCACUCAAAUAUUGAAAGUAUGUUUUUUAAUGUUAUACCUGAACUAGGGAUGGGUCAAUGUUAUGCCAGGUGUCAGUAUUGGGCCGAUACCAGUCUUAUUUCAAGCUACCUGGUACUUGUGAAGGCUGCCGAUCCCGGCCACUGAUACUUAAGUUUAAAAAAAAAAAAAAAAAAAAAGAAAAAUAUAUGAAGUAAAUCCUCCUCCCCAGUAGUUGGCGCUACACUGCGGCGGUUUGGCACAUCGCUAAAUGAUCAUGUGCAUCAGAGAGUAAGAAAUAUUUCUGUUCACAAAUUACGUGUCAUUGUGUUAAAUAGAAAUAUUAUGUAUUAAGACUACUAGGGGUAUCGAUACUUAUGGGUAUCGUGAAGUACUCGAGGGAAUACUCGUACUGUUAUUAAGUGGUAUUGAACAUCUCUAAUCUGAACGAGUUUGGGCCUCAGGUUUGCCAGUAGCAGCACUGCAGGGAAAUUUAUUAUUUUUAUUAUGAUUAUUAUUAUAUUUGUACUUACACAAA
Messenger RNA from Syngnathoides biaculeatus (alligator pipefish), 5296 nucleotides. RefSeq names its product regulating synaptic membrane exocytosis 4 (gene rims4). NCBI's taxonomy places the organism in Eukaryota, Metazoa, Chordata, Actinopteri, Syngnathiformes, Syngnathidae. The transcript has 7 exons. Gene Ontology annotation, biological process: regulation of membrane potential; calcium ion-regulated exocytosis of neurotransmitter; positive regulation of synaptic transmission. The coding region runs from base 1765 to 2580 and encodes 271 amino acids. Gene Ontology annotation, molecular function: small GTPase binding; transmembrane transporter binding. Gene Ontology annotation, cellular component: cytoskeleton of presynaptic active zone; presynaptic membrane. The record is from RefSeq and is a predicted model, not a curated record.